Messenger RNA from Penicillium pulvis, 1047 nucleotides. RefSeq names its product trihydroxytoluene oxygenase. Gene Ontology annotation, biological process: L-methylmalonyl-CoA metabolic process. The record is from RefSeq and is a predicted model, not a curated record. Bases 1 to 1047 code for a protein of 348 amino acids. Gene Ontology annotation, molecular function: methylmalonyl-CoA epimerase activity. The transcript is spliced from 5 exons. Lineage: Eukaryota; Fungi; Ascomycota; Eurotiomycetes; Eurotiales; Aspergillaceae. Gene Ontology annotation, cellular component: mitochondrion.
AUGACAAUCCAAGCAAAUCACGGGGCCUCUAUCCAGGACAUCAUCGCGAUCGGACCCGAGUCCGAAAGUGUGCAACAAUGGCGGGAGCGAUGCGGAAUUGAAACUGACGCCCAGAUCCGCUUGGUGAGACUGGCGCACAUGCGAUACCAGCACCCUGAUCUAGAAGAGAUUACUGUUUUCCUGGAAGACUUUGGUAUGACCAUUGCCAAGAAGAAUGAUGAUGAAAUUUGGUACCGGGGGUAUGGGGUAGACCCUUAUGUCUACUAUGCGAAGAAGGGACCCAAGAAAUUCCUGGGUGGUGCUUUUCAAGUCGAGUCGUACCAGGAUCUGGAGAGAGCAACAAAGCUCCCAACGGCGGGCGAGAUCCAAGAGAUGACCGAUGCUCCGGGUGGAGGCCACAUGGUGACUCUGACUGAUCCUGAUGGAUUUGCAAUGAAUCUGUUCCAUGGGCAAACGCCCGCUGUUCCUGGCAAAUAUCCAGCAAAGCUCGAAAUUAAUUUCGAGACCGACAAGCCCCGAGUUCGUAGAUUCCAGCGAUUUCAGCCAGGUCCUGCGGCAGUCCACAAGCUUGGUCACUAUGGAGUCUGUACCACAAAGUUUGAAGCCUUGGUGGAAUUCUACACCAAGAACUUCAAUAUCGUCCCAACGGAUUUCCUUUAUGUUGAGGUAGAGGGAGGCAAAAAGAACGUCGCCCUGUUUGCCCACGUUGACCGUGGCGAUGAGCACGUCGACCACCACUCGUUCUUCAUGAGCUCGAAUCCAACAACUCACGUGCAUCACUGCUCAUUCGAGGUUCACGACUUUGACACACAGAAGCUAGGCCACCAAUGGCUCGCUCAGAAAAGCUACAAGUCUGUCUGGGGUGUUGGUCGCCAUAUUCUUGGUAGUCAAAUCUUUGAUUAUUGGUGGGAUACUACAGGGAACAUGAUUGAGCAUUACGCCGACGGAGAUUUGGUUAAUGAUCAGACCCCAAUAGGUUAUGGGCCUGCGGGUGAUGAGUCGUUGGCGGUUUGGGGUCCCGAAGUGCCUUCCUGGUUUUUGAAGUAA